GCCCUAUAUGCGGUGGACAAUACACGACCGUAAUGCUAUGAGUGAACACGUUAAUUCUCCAUUUGGCCGUUGGUAUUGAUAGUUCUUCGUGGCGGUAGUAUCUCUCUUUCAUUUUGGUAUAUCUCUUUUCUGGAACGGUAUCCAUCAUGAGUCGCGUUAGGACAAAGACGGUCAAAAAGGCCGCGAAGCUGAUCAUCGAGAAAUAUUAUACUCGAUUGACCAUGGACUUUCAUACGAAUAAGAGGAUAUGCGAAGAAAUUGCUAUUAUCCCCAGUAAAUCUUUGCGAAACAAAAUCGCUGGAUUUGUUACGCACUUGAUGAAGCGUCUGAGACACAGUCAAGUACGUGGCAUUUCCAUCAAACUCCAAGAAGAAGAGAGAGAACGUAGGGACAACUAUGUUCCUGAGGUGUCUGCUUUGGAGCACGAUAUUAUCGAGGUAGAUCCAGAAACCAAGGAAAUGUUACAAAUGCUUGGAUUUAACAACAUUCCAGGACUUCAACUCACACAAUCCCAACUACCACCAUAUAGCAGACGUUCUUAAAUUUAUUUGUUUAUAUUAAAUAAGAUUGUUAGUAUUGCACUUUUGAAUAAAACUGCAAGCUGACAUUCUAAAAAUUUUA
Molecule: messenger RNA, 621 nt
Organism: Bombus pascuorum
Lineage: Eukaryota; Metazoa; Arthropoda; Insecta; Hymenoptera; Apidae
Gene: RpS17
Product: small ribosomal subunit protein eS17
Exons: 3
Coding region: 147-542 (131 amino acids)
Biological process (GO): translation
Cellular component (GO): ribosome
Molecular function (GO): structural constituent of ribosome
Source: RefSeq, a predicted model, not a curated record